AUGACCAAAACUGCCGGAGGCAACAAUGCCUACCACAACUUCAACAAUGACUUCCUCCACAUCAAGGAUGUCAACGAACGCAGGCGUCUUGCCCUCGCCGAAGUAGACAGAGCUCCCUUCGGUUGGUACCAUAUCAGAGCUAUUCUUGUUGCUGGUGUUGGUUUCUUUACCGAUUCAUAUGACAUCUUUACCGUCUCCCUCCUCACCCUGAUGCUUGGCAUUGUCUACUAUCCCGGCGUUGGCAAGAUGCCCACCACUUCCGACACGGCUAUCAAGAUGGCGACAUCGGCCGGUACUGUCAUCGGUCAAGUUGGCUUCGGUACCCUCGCCGAUAUCGUCGGUCGCAAGCAAAUGUACGGUCUCGAGUUGAUCCUUAUCAUCAUCGCCACCCUCGCCCAAGCCUUGACCUCGUCGUCGCCUUCAAUGAACAUCGUCGGCGUCAUCAUCUUUUGGCGUAUCCUUCAAGGCGUCGGUAUCGGCGGUGACUACCCCCUCUCCAGCAUCAUCACCUCCGAGUUCGCCACCACCAAAUGGCGCGGUGCCAUGAUGGGUGCCGUCUUCGCCAUGCAAGGUCUCGGCCAGCUCGGCGCCGCCUUCGUCAUGCUCUUCAUCACCCUCGGCUUCAAGAAAUCCCUCGAACCAGCCCCCACCCUCGCAACCUGCACCGGCGACUGCGGCGUGGCCGUCGACCAAAUGUGGCGUAUCCUCAUCGGCUUCGGUGCCGUGCCCGGUUGCAUCGCCCUCUACUACCGCCUCACCAUCCCCGAAACCCCCCGCUACACCUUUGACGUGCAAAUGGACGUGGAGAAAGCCUCCGCCGACGCGGAAGCCUAUCUCAAGGGUGAGCCCGAGGGCAAGCCAGAUACCGUCGCCCAGGCCAUCACCCAGCAAACCGCCCAAAAGAAGCUCGAAAUCCCCAAGGCAUCCUGGUCUGACUUCUUCCGUCACUACUCCAAGCGCAAGAAUGCCAUGCUUUUGGCUGGUACGGCUCUGUCGUGGUGCUUCCUCGACAUCGCCUACUACGGCGUCAGUCUCAACAAUGCCACCAUUUUGGAUGUGAUCGGGUACUCGACCAACAACGCGAAAAACACCUACGAGAUCCUCUACAACACCGCCAUAGGAAACAUGAUCAUUGUCCUUGCCGGUGCCGUACCGGGUUACUGGGUCACCGUCUUCACCGUUGACACCAUCGGUCGCAAGCCCAUUCAGUUCAUGGGUUUCGGUAUCCUCACUGUCCUCUUCGUCGUAAUGGGCUUCGCGUACGAUAAGCUCUCCCCCAAGGGUCUCCUAGCUAUCUUUGUCCUCGCGCAGUUCUUCUUCAACUUUGGUCCCAACGCGACUACUUUCAUCGUGCCAGGGGAGUGCUUCCCUACGAGGUACCGGUCUACGUCGCAUGGUAUCAGUGCCGCGAUGGGCAAGAUUGGCUCGAUUAUCGGUAGCAGUGCGAUUGCUCCUUUGAGGACAAGGGGCGCCACGCCUGGUAACCCUAACCCCUGGAUGGAUCACGUUUUGGAAAUUUACGCCUUGUUCAUGCUGCUCGGUCUGGGGACUACGGCUAUGAUUGUCGAGACCAAGAGGAAGACGCUGGAGGAGUUGGCGGGGGAGUAUGAUAUGCCUGAUGAGGAGACUGCCUCUAGCACUGACAACAAGGCCGAGGGUGAGGUGCCGGCUGUGAGGGGGGCGAAUGGGGGGGGUGAGAGUGAUGAUCAGAUCAGGCAGCAUGCCCAGUGA
Messenger RNA from Podospora anserina S mat+, 1731 nucleotides. RefSeq lists its product as uncharacterized. Gene Ontology annotation, biological process: transmembrane transport; phosphate ion transport. Gene Ontology annotation, molecular function: phosphate transmembrane transporter activity. The record is from RefSeq and is a predicted model, not a curated record. The transcript has 3 exons. Lineage: Eukaryota; Fungi; Ascomycota; Sordariomycetes; Sordariales; Podosporaceae. The coding region runs from base 1 to 1731 and encodes 576 amino acids. Gene Ontology annotation, cellular component: membrane.